UUCGCCCGUUUCUUAUUUUAGAAGGGUGGGAGUGUGGUGGUCGCCCUUCUUUUCCUAUUUUGGAGAAGGGAUCCCCCGUUGUAGCGAAUUCCGACCCCUCGUUGUCGGCGACACGGAAUGACGCGAAUGCGGUGACGUGGGAUUGGGUUUCUGCCGUUCGGGGAAUACAGUGCGCUACAAGACGUAGGAGGGAAAUAUUCCAUGUUGUUCUGUGUUUGCUGGAGAAGGAUAGACUAGAAGACGCGACAAAAGGUUGGCCGAGUCUGCUCCCUCUGGCCUUCACCCCCCGGUCUCCCAGCUCUGUGCCAUGUCAUUGGAGGAGACGUCAGACCUGACCAAUCACAACGCCGCGUGUGUGACCUCCUCCUCCUCGCUGAACUUUGACCUCCGCUCGCCGCACGGUGUCCUGAUCGAGGCCGAGCUCGGCGGCAAGGGCAAGGCCAAGGGCACCGCCUCUUCCUCGUCCUCCUCUUCCUCCUCCUCGCCGAAGAACCGCCGGGCCCACCUCACCGCGGUCAACGGCGCCAUGGUGGGCGUCGACGAGGGCGGGGCCAACCUGCAGCGGAACCAGGAGAACCUGGCGGCUCGUCGGGGCAGCCAGGAGCUUGUCGGAGGAGGCGGCGGCAGCAACACCAAGUGGGUCAAAGAGGGUCAGAACCAGCUCCGCAAGGUAGCCGAGAAGCAGCAGGACCAGAACCGCAACCGGUACCCGAGCCUGGGUUCGGACCCCAGCCCCAACCGGAAGGAGGACUCAGCCGGGGAGAAGGAGAAGGAGGAGGAGAAGAAGGAGGAGAAGAGCCUGAGGGAGCUCUGCUCCGAGCUGGAGGCCAAGAACGCAGCCAACGAACCGCUGCUCAUCGACACCUCGGCCCCGUCGUCAGGGCAACGGGAGGAGGAGGAGGAGAAGGAGGGAGGGGAGGAGGAAGGAGGAGAGAGGGAGCGGGCGGAGGAGGAGGGUGGAACGAGAGACGAGGAGGAGGAGGGUGGAGAGAGAGACGAGGAUGAGGAGGAGAAGGAGGAAGAAGAGACGGCCGUAACCCCCGGCAACGGAGCGAAGGACCCGGACGCUGACCUGUCCUCGGACACCACCAGCCGCAGCGAGUCGCGGAAGGACGGCGGGUUUGGGAUCGGGGGCCCCUGCCUGCUGUUCCAGGGCCAGACUGGGGCCCCCAGCGACGAGGAGGCCAGCUGGGCCUCGCUGUCCCAGGCCAGCACUGCCAACAGCACCCCCGUGGGGGACCCAGAGUCGUACUGGGACCGCAGUGCCUUUGAAACGGACUCUGAUCUGCCGGCGGGGUGGAUGAGGGUUCGAGACACCUCUGGCACCUACUACUGGCACAUCCCCACGGGCACCACCCAGUGGGACCCCCCCUCCCCCCUGGAGGAGGGCGGGGCCCCCAGAGACCCCUCCAGCACGUCCCCUGGGCUCACCCCCACCGAGGAGCCAGAGCUGACAUGGAGCAGCGUUUCUCGACCCAACACGUUUGAUGAUGGUGAUAGCUGGAAGGAGGAAGACGUGGCCCCGGACAGAAGCCUGAAGGAGUUUGAGGGAGCUACCCUCCGCUACGCCUCCAUAAACCUCAGCUCACAGUCAGAAGAGCAGGAGAAACUGACUUCACUCAGCACAGACCUGGAAGCCAAGUGCUUUGCGGUGCGCUCUCUGGGCUGGGUGGAGAUCUCAGAGGAGGAAAUGGCCCCUGGAAAGAGCAGCGUUGCCGUUAACAACUGCAUCCGUCAGCUGUCCUACCACAAACACAACCUGCACGACACGGCGGGCAUCUGGGGAGAGGGUAAGGACAUGCUGCUGGUUCUGGAGAAUGAGACUCUGAAGCUGAUGGACCCGUUGGAUCAGAACCUCCUGCACUCCCAGCCCAUCGUCAGCAUCAGGGUUUGGGGCGUCGGCCGGGACAACGGCAGGGAGAGGGACUUUGCGUACGUGGCGCGGGACAAGCCCACGCAGGUGCUCAAGUGUCACGUGUUCAGGUGUGACAUGCCCGCCCGGAACAUCGCCACCAGCAUGCACGACAUCUGCUCCAAGAUCAUGGCUAAGAGGAAGUCCUCCAAGUCCUGUCUGAACAGGCUCAACAUUGACCCCUCCAAACUGGUGGAUAUUCCUUUCCAGGAAUUCCCUGCACCAAAGAAUGAGCUGGUCCAACGCUUCCAAGUGCGUUACCUUGGUAACGUGCCAGUGGCCAAACCCGUAGGUAAGGAACGCUUUGGCGUGGACACGAUCAACGUCGCCGUGGAGACGGCGCUGAAGGCUAAGGAGGGGCUGGAUUGGCCGGCGGUGACGGUGGACGUGGCGUCCGCCACCCUGACCAUCCGCUGCACGCAGACGGAGGAAGUGAUGUCGGAGUGCCGCGUGCGUUUCCUGUCCUUCAUGGGCGUGGGGAGGGACGUGCACACCUUCGCCUUCAUCAUGGCGGAGGCCCCCGGCGACUUCAUCUGUCACAUGUUCUGGUGCGAGCCGAACGCCGCCAGCCUAUCAGAAGCGGUGCAGGCCGCGUGCAUGCUGCGGUAUCAGAAGUGCCUGGACGCGCGCCCCCCCAGCUCCGGCUCCUGCCUGCCAGGCCCCCCCGCUGACUCCGUGGCCCGCCGCGUGGGCUCCAGCGUCAAGAAGGGGGUGCAAAGCCUGCUGGGAACCUUCAAAUGGGCGGGGUCCCAGACGCCGUGAAGAGGGUGAACCGGCCCCCCUCCCCCCCCACAGCCCCCACCUCUGCACCCUCCACACAGCUGGCCCCGCCUUCACUGUCAGUCACAGCCCCCUGCCCCAAUCAGACUCCUCCUCCCCAGCUCCUCACUCAAAAUGUUCAAACGGGUGGGGUAGCCCCGCCCCCUCUGUCACUCACCAGAGUGGUCCACUCUGGCUCCUCCCCCUCCUCACCACACUGGGUGCCUGGUUUGGUUCUUCCAGUCCUCAGUGUCAGUAUGUGACACCUGGGAAAUGGUUUCACUGUUAAUACCCUUAAUACCCCCCCCCCCCGUUCAUACCCCCGGGUCUCCUGUAAAUGCCCCGAGACUCAGGUAACUCUUUUCGGUCUGUGUGGAGUCUCUUUCUGUAGAAUAGUCUCAGGGGUGUCCAUCCGCUGGGAACACCUUACAUUUUAAUCCUCCUUGUUCUUCACUGGAGUUGAUUGAUGGUUCUACAGGGGCCUGUAGCCCAUUGCUGCCACCUAGUGGAGCGGAGGGGGAAGUCCGGCUGGAAGCUGUUAUGAAUAUCAAAUAUUGCCAAACCCUGUUGGAUGUAGACACGUUGAAAAUGUUUGUCCUCCUCCCUGUUCACAUUUGCACUGUGUGUUUACACGGUUGUCGGGUCUCUUGAAUAUUCAAUCUCUGAGGAACUGGAGCGACUUGAUAAAAGGUAGAUCACUGCAGCUUUUAUUUAAUGUAGAUUUCCAACAUUUUUAAAUAGUUCUUUUUUUUUAAUGAAAAGAGAAGUUGAGUAAAGAUCAAUAUGUUGUAGUCUUCCAACGAGAAGAAGAGGUGUUUUGGGUGGAGCUUCAUUGAACUCCUGAUCUCUGACUUGCUUGAGCCAAGCAAAAUAUUUUAGCCAUCCACAAUAAAAAAAAAACACUGUUGUAGCAUAUGGAAGCCAAGCUCAUUGUGAUGU
Messenger RNA from Anguilla anguilla (European eel), 3610 nucleotides. Its product is annotated as amyloid-beta A4 precursor protein-binding family B member 1-like. Bases 308 to 2674 code for a protein of 788 amino acids. The record is from RefSeq and is a predicted model, not a curated record. Gene Ontology annotation, molecular function: transcription factor binding; amyloid-beta binding. NCBI's taxonomy places the organism in Eukaryota, Metazoa, Chordata, Actinopteri, Anguilliformes, Anguillidae. The transcript is spliced from 16 exons. Gene Ontology annotation, cellular component: nucleus; cytoplasm. Gene Ontology annotation, biological process: regulation of DNA-templated transcription.